Messenger RNA from Amoebophrya sp. A25, 502 nucleotides. The record is from the annotation of a GenBank genome assembly. Lineage: Eukaryota; Dinophyceae; Syndiniales; Amoebophryaceae.
CGAAGUGAGCCGCCGGCUUCGUCUUCUAGUACAGAAGCAGUAGUGCCAGGCACUGAAGUAGCAGCGACUUCUCUCAAAGAAAAGGCGGCAAGCAUAGUCGGAGCUGCCCACGAUCUUGACACAAAAGAGCCUGCCAGCUCUGCCAAGUUGUCUUCGCAUGUCGACGCCGGUGCUAAAGAUCGCAUAGCCUUGCCUUCCUUCUGCUCUUCGAAAGAUUUGCAAGCAACUGGGCCACUUCAGAUUCAGAAUAAUACAGCUGCAGGCGCAACGCGUCUUGAGAGGACUAGUAGACGUAGAGUGAGCCAGCCUCUGAGGGUCGGAGAUGAUGGCCAGCAAGGAUUGAAGGAGCGCGAAACCCUCGCCAACGAUGGCAGCCGUGAAAUUGCAUCGGCAGAGAUGACGCUGUCGGCUGAGUCGCGUUCCCCGGUCGCACUUUUCAGACAGGCUGGCGGUGUUCCGCUUGAUCUCCGAGCCCCCUCUGGUCGUCUGUCAGCGAUUCCCG